Messenger RNA from Penicillium daleae, 1710 nucleotides. RefSeq names its product ammonium transporter. Gene Ontology annotation, cellular component: plasma membrane. Gene Ontology annotation, biological process: ammonium transmembrane transport. NCBI's taxonomy places the organism in Eukaryota, Fungi, Ascomycota, Eurotiomycetes, Eurotiales, Aspergillaceae. The transcript has 3 exons. The coding region runs from base 1 to 1710 and encodes 569 amino acids. The record is from RefSeq and is a predicted model, not a curated record. Gene Ontology annotation, molecular function: ammonium channel activity.
AUGUCGUCGUUCAACGGGAAAGCCCCAUACGCUCCCGACUAUGCCUCCUACAACUGGAUUGGCGCUCCCUCCAACUAUGAGCUGACUACCAACGCUGAUCUCGGCGGGGAUUCACGCACUGAAAAUCUGAACAAAUGGUUCCAAUCCGGCGACCAAGCAUACAUCAUUGUUGCUUCGGCGAUGGUCCUCGUCAUGAUUCCAGGACUGGGCUUCUUGUACUCCGGUUUGGCUCGACGCAAGUCCGCUCUGAGCAUGAUCUGGGCCUGUAUGGCGUCCAUGUCUGUUAUCACCUUCCAAUGGUACUUCUGGGGUUACUCGCUCGCCUUCUCUCCCACUGCGACCAACGGAUUUAUCGGCAACUUGCGCAACUUUGGCCUUAUGAAGACCCUCGCGGAUCCCAGCCCUGGAUCGCCAUUGAUUCCUAACUUGCUGUUUGCUUUCUACGAGGUAGGAAUGGACUGGAAUUCUGGCCACUCGGCUGUGCUGGAGAUGCAAUUCUGUGCCGUCACUGCAGCUAUCGUCAUGGGUGCCGUCGCUGAGCGUGGUCGCCUUCUCCCUGCCAUGGUUUUCACCUUUAUCUGGGCAACAGUGGUGUACUGCCCGCUCGCCUGCUGGGCCUGGAACAGUAACGGCUGGGCCUUCAAGUACGGUGUGAUGGACUACGCGGGAGGUGGCCCCGUCGAAAUUGGUUCCGGCUUCACUGCACUGGCAUACAGCAUGGUCCUCGGUCGCCGCCAAGAACGCAUGAUGCUCAACUUCCGCCCGCACAACGUCUCGCUGAUCCUCCUCGGUACGGUCUUCCUCUGGUUCGGCUGGCUCGGCUUCAACGGUGGUUCGGCUUUCGGUGCCAACCUUCGUGCCACUAUGGCGUCCUGGAACACUAACCUCACUGCUGCAUUUGGUGCGAUUACCUGGGUGCUGCUUGACUGGCGUCUGGCUCGUAAGUGGUCCAUGGUCGGCUGGUGUUCCGGCACUAUCUCCGGUCUGGUCGCUGCGACUCCCGCAUCUGGUUUCAUUUCGCCCUGGGCUAGUGUGAUUCUCGGAAUUGUCACUGGCAUCGUGUGCAAUUACUCAACCAAGAUCAAGUACUGGAUCCGUAUUGACGAUAGCAUGGAUGUGUUGGCUGAGCACGGCAUUGCCGGUAUCAUCGGCCUUCUCUUCAACGCUUUCUUCGGCGACGACGCCAUCGUUGGCCUGGACGGUGUCAACACCGGCACCGGUGUCGGCGGUUGGGUCAUCCACAACUGGAAGCAGCUGUAUAUUCAAAUCGCCUACAUCGUGGCCACUGCCGCCUACUCCUUCGUCAUGUCUGCCCUCAUCGCCUACGCUAUUAACGCCAUUCCCGGCCUGAACCUGCGUGCCUCCGAAGAGGCCGAGCUCCUCGGUAUGGACGAUGACCAGCUCGGCGAGUUCGCCUACGACUACGUCGAGGUCCGCCGUGACUACCUCGCCUGGACCCCGCAGAAGCAGGAUCAGCUGGAGGACGGUCACGAGAUCCCAGCCGCUGAUCGGUACGGUAUUGGCGAGCACUCGGAGAUGAUGCUCGAGGGACAGGCUCCGAACGGCGAGAUCAGUCAGAGCUCGCGCGGCGGUAGCGUGGGCGAUAUGCAUAUUCAGGAAGUGAAGAUUGCGCCCGCACCCAGACAAGUCGCCGAGAUGACGAGCCCACACACCCAUGCACCCCUCCAACGGAAACGCCGGCUGUCUUGA